Molecule: messenger RNA, 1227 nt
Organism: Teleopsis dalmanni
Lineage: Eukaryota; Metazoa; Arthropoda; Insecta; Diptera; Diopsidae
Product: zinc finger protein sfp1-like
Exons: 2
Coding region: 92-1192 (366 amino acids)
Cellular component (GO): nucleus
Source: RefSeq, a predicted model, not a curated record
AAAAAAUCCAUUGCUUCAACCAAACGCGAAUAUAUGUCAGUUAAUUUUAAUAUUAAUUAAUAAAACAGUUCAGAUUUUAUAUAUAGAAACAAUGGAUUUAUUUUUUAACAACAAAUGUCAAUACAGCGGUUGUGGUGAAAAGUUUGGUAGUCUGACUGAAUUGAUUCAGCAUGUAGAGCGUGUCCAUAUUGUAAUGGAUGACAGUGAUGAAGUCUCUGGAAGUGAAAGCAUGGUACACAAAAGCAAAAUAUUGCCUAGCAAUGUCCAUGAUGUGAUUAUGCGUUCUCCGGUUCAUCGAAUCAAUCAUGGAUCACGCCGUCACCCAUCAGUAUCUCCACUAAACAACAUUAAUUGUGAACGUCCAAUUCAGAUGAUGAAAGCAACUGGUGCUGCUUCCUCAUUGCAGUCCAUGUUGGCUAAUGCUGAUUCUGGUACUAGAGCAAGUGCUCCAACAACUUCUGUUAAUCAAAAUAAUUGUGAGCCUCCAAUUCAGUUGUUGAGUGCAAUUGGAAGUGAUGGUUCUGCUUCGUCAUUGCAGUUCAUGUUAGCACCUACUAUUGUUAUCAGUAGCGCAAAUGCACCGUUUCAGGUACCAAUGGCUUUCACAAACAGCAACAAUUGUGUACCACCAAUUCAGUCUGUCGUUGCACAAGCAAAGCACGGUGCAAUUCCCAAAGCGCGGAUACAUUCAAUGGAACUAGGUGGUAAUCGUGAUGCUGAUUCAUUUGAGAAGGAUAACAUUCCAUCAUCAUCAUCGGCGGUAAAGCGAAAAAAUAACAGUUCUAAAAUCUCAUUCUCAAAGAAGAGAAUCUCAUCUAUUAACAGUAAUGUUGAGCCAUCUAUGUCAAAGUCAAAUGAUGUUCCAACACAACCAACCUCUAUAUCAUCUCCUCCAAAACUUAACGAAAGUACCCAUAUUGCCUUAAGUGGUUUGACCCCGGAAGACAUUGUCCAAAACUCGGUUCUAAGGGCAGAUCACUCGCAAUUAAAGCCAUUUCCUUGUCCCAUUCGUGGUUGCAUAAAAAGGUAUAAAACUUUGAACGGGAUUAAGUAUCACUCAAAAUCUUAUGAAAGGGAGUUGAAAAAAAUUCGGUUGAGUAUAAAUCGGAUUAAUAACUACGGCUUGCAACAAACAACAACACCUUGGAGAGAUCUCGAAGAAAAAAUGGAACAUGUAAAAAUGUUUUUUUAGUUGACUUAUGUUUGCGUUAUUAUAUAACAUAUUAU